GCUAUUCAGCUGCUGCAUUGCCGAGCCGCCUCAGCAUCUGCAUCAAUCGCCGCUGGAGAAUCUGGUGGACUAUGGCAAGCUGAAGAUGGGCCUGACUAGUCUGCCCAAGCGCAUUAUGUUGCGGCGGCGCGAUGAUAACGACCUGCUCAAUCUAAAGCCGGAAUGUGGACUGCCGCGCAUACCGCAGAACACGCUGCAGAAGCGCAUCAUUGGCGGAAGACCGGCACAGUUUGCCGAGUAUCCGUGGCUGGCGCACAUACGCAUCGCGGAGUAUCAAUGCGGCGGUGUGCUGAUAUCGGCGAAUAUGGUGGCAACGGCGGCGCAUUGCAUACAGCAGGCACAGCUGCCCGAUAUAACAGUGUAUCUGGGCGAGCUGGAUACACAGAAUUUGGGGCAUAUACAAGAGCCGCUGCCCGUGGAGAAGCACAGCGUGCUCCAGAAGAUAAUCCAUCCGCGCUUCAACUUUCGCAUCACACAGCCGGACCGCUAUGAUCUGGCGCUGCUUAAGCUGGCCCGGCCGACGGGUUUCAGCGAGCACAUCUUGCCCAUAUGCCUGCCGCAAUAUCCCAUAAGGCUGGUGGGACGCAAGGGACUGAUAGCCGGCUGGGGCAAGACGGAAGCGCAUAUGGGUCAUGCGGGCACCAACAUGCUGCAGGUGGCCAGCGUGCCAAUCAUAUCCACCCUGGAUUGCGUGCGCUGGCAUGAGAGCAAACAGAUCAGUGUGGAGAUCAAAUCGGAAAUGUUUUGUGCCGGUCAUUCCGAUGGACACAUGGAUGCGUGUUUAGGUGACUCGGGCGGUCCGCUGGUCAUCAAAGAACAUGGUCGCUUCGUGCUGGUGGGCAUUACGAGCGCCGGCUUUGGCUGUGGCGUGGAUCACCAGCCCGGCAUCUAUCACAAUCUGCAGAAGAGUCUGCGCUGGGUGGAGGACGUGGUGGCGCGCAAUGAGCCAUACCCGUUCGCCUGUCGCGCUCCUCGGCAGGAGUCGGCCCCAGCCAUGUCGCGGGCACGAACAUAUACCUAUUAUCGCAUAAAGGAUAAGUGGCUCAGCCUGCUGCUCAUCUGUGUGCUCACGCCCAACAGCGUCUGCGCCGUGGGCUAUCCGACAGCACAGCAGGAGCACGACAUGCUCAUACUGGAUGCGCUGUCACGGCGCAGCGGCACCGGCUAUUACGGCGAGAACAGCGUCAUGGAGAUGCUAUCCCGAAUGAUACCGCAGUCGUGCCGCUUCCGUGGCCACAAAUUCGAGUGCGGCCUGUCCAUCUCGUGCGUCUUGGGCGGCGGCAAACCUCUCGAUCUCUGCUCCGGCGGCAUGAUCUGGUCAUGCUGCGUGGACAAAGACCUCGACGCCGAGGAGAGUCCCCAUGCAGCGCCGAUCAACAAUACAAGUGACAUAAUACACUUGCACGACAUUUAUCCCGACUUGUCGCCUGCUGUUAGCAAGCCGGCGCAUCAUCCAGCACACCACCAGACGCAACACAACAACCACAAUAGCAACAGCAACGGCCUGCCAGCGGCCUCGUCAGCACGGCCGGCCUAUCCCAGCCACGCCUAUUAUAGCACAAAGCGCCCAGCGCUCUACAACGGCAAUCCCUAUAAACCCAGCUCCAGCUCCGGCUCCGGCUCCAGCUCUAGCUCGUCUGUACACCGGCCCAGCGUCUCGAGCUUAAACAGCUGGGAGCAUGACUCGAAUCACUUGGGCAUCACCAAUCAUCUGGACAGUUUCUUUGAUGCGGAUGCACCGCCAGAUGGCGCUGUUGCAACCCGACCACCAGCAUUACACGCACCCCAGGCACAGCCCUUCGCCGUGGGCAAUGUGCUCGAUCUGAAUGCCGGCGAGGCGGUGGAUGAGUACCAAAGUGGUGGCUACAACGACGGCAGCUAUCGUCCAGUGCCGGGCUGCGGCGAGGUUUUUUCGCGCACCAAUCGCAUUGUGGGCGGCCACUCGACGGGCUUUGGCUCGCAUCCCUGGCAGGUGGCGCUCAUCAAGAGCGGGUUUCUCUCACGCAAACUGAGCUGCGGUGGUGCAUUGAUCUCCAAUCGCUGGGUGGUGACAGCCGCUCACUGUGUGGCCACCACCACCAAUUCGAACAUGAAAAUUCGGCUGGGCGAGUGGGACGUGCGCGGACAGGAGGAACGUCUCAAUCACGAGGAAUAUGGUAUUGAGCGCAAGGAAGUGCAUCCGCAUUAUAAUCCAGCCGAUUUCAAGAACGACGUCGCACUCAUACGACUCGAUCGCAAUGUGGUUUACAAGCAGCACAUCAUACCCGUCUGCCUGCCACCGCCCACCACCAAGCUGACGGGCAAAAUGGCCACCGUUGCGGGCUGGGGGCGUACGCGGCACGGCCAGAGCACUGUGCCCUCAGUGCUGCAGGAGGUGGAUGUGGAGGUCAUCUCAAAUGAUCGCUGUCAGCGCUGGUUCCGCGCCGCCGGCAGACGUGAGGCCAUACAUGAUGUCUUCCUCUGUGCCGGCUAUAAGGAGGGCGGUCGUGACUCCUGCCAGGGCGACAGCGGCGGGCCGCUCACGCUUACAAUGGACGGCCGCAAAACGCUAAUCGGACUCGUCUCCUGGGGCAUUGGCUGCGGACGGGAGCAUCUGCCGGGCGUCUAUACCAACAUACAGCACUUUGUACCGUGGAUCAACAAGGUUAUGGCCAACGACAACAAUGCGUGAAUACAGUUUCCAUAGCUAGACUGUCAUUUGAUCAAUUUGGAAGACUGCAGCCACCGCCUGCAGCUGUUGCAACUGCAACUGCAACACCCGUUUGCCUGGCCAUGUGAUUCCUCUACGACUCGGGGUUGCUAGUGUUUAAGUCGAAGCUCUCAAUCUCACAGCAGCUGCUAUUUAUUUUUUGUAUACUCUACCCCUAACUCAAACCCACUGGCGAUAUUCUAUUGAAUGCUGCUCGAACCUUGGAGGUUAACUGCUAAUCAUUAAAAUAUUUAUUAC
Molecule: messenger RNA, 2947 nt
Organism: Drosophila arizonae
Lineage: Eukaryota; Metazoa; Arthropoda; Insecta; Diptera; Drosophilidae
Biological process (GO): proteolysis
Molecular function (GO): serine-type endopeptidase activity
Source: RefSeq, a predicted model, not a curated record